Messenger RNA from Ipomoea triloba (trilobed morning glory), 1770 nucleotides. Its product is annotated as nuclear transport factor 2B. The transcript is spliced from 2 exons. Gene Ontology annotation, biological process: nucleocytoplasmic transport. NCBI's taxonomy places the organism in Eukaryota, Viridiplantae, Streptophyta, Magnoliopsida, Solanales, Convolvulaceae. The record is from RefSeq and is a predicted model, not a curated record. The coding region runs from base 1152 to 1529 and encodes 125 amino acids. Gene Ontology annotation, cellular component: nuclear pore central transport channel.
UCACCUGGCUAUGCUAUUCUGGUUUUUGCCAGAUAUUCUGCUAUUUGAGUUGUAUUGUUUCCAAGUGUGGAACCCUUUCAGGGAAGUUUUCUUGUAUAUGUAAUUAAUGUUCCAUGUAAGAGAUCUUGAACUUUUUAUUCCCAAGCCCCCUUGCAGGUCUUGGCUGCAUUGUGAGGUCUAUAGACCUUAUUGCUUCGGUGAAGUGACACCCAUGGAGUCCUCAGAUCUAGUUACUAAUGAUGUGCCUAUUCUUGAGAUUUAAGUGGUUAACUUUAUUAGUUAGUUCAUUUUCAUUUACCUCAAUAUAAAGGGCACAUAGCAUGUGGUUAAAGAAACCACAACAAUUUCAUUCCGGCUUGUGAUUGUCUUAACUGCAUUUGAUUGACUAUUUGAUGUCAGCAUUGGUACAUAUCUCUGCCUUGAACAGAUGAAUAUGAUGCUGGCAUUGCUCUGAUACAGUGAUACUAUUAUGCAUCCAGCCCUACUUCAUAAUUAUCAUUCUGUGGAAAUUGUUGCAUUUGAUUAGAAUCCGUGCAGAUACAUUAUGUAGACGGCAAAAGGUUUUUUACAAAGAGUAGCCUUUUUUAUUGGACAGAUAUAGUCUAUGUUAUGCAAUCCAACUCCAUCUCUUAUCCAUUUGAUUUCCCAGACUAGAAGGUUCUUUCUCCUCUUUAUUAUUACUUAGCUAUGCGUACUAGUGUUGAGGAGCCAGGAGUUUUUAUUUUGUGAAAUGAUGGAGCUUUUGGCCAGGAAAGAAUAUAUUCUGGUCUGACUCAAAUCUGUCUCCAUGAAAGUUAAACCACUCUCUCUGGGAUAUAUAUGACCCUUUUUCAAAGUCAUGCAACAUGCUUGCGUAGGAUUGAUCUCUGAAUCAGGUUUUAUUUAUUAUAUGCACAAAAGUAAAAGAAGUGCUGGUGGUCGGCCAGAAAGCUUGAAGGGUUGGCUUGCUUCAAACAGAUUUCACAGCUUUUUUCUUUCUUUUCUUUUUCUACAGAAGCACUUGUUAUGCCUCUACUUUAAAUUGCUUACCCAUGCAGCAGACUAGAUACCCUUAUAUAUAUAUACAUGCUACGUUUCUUUUUCUUGAUUACCGUUAAUCUUUUCCUACUGCUGUUGCCUUGCUUUUCUUUGUUGUUUGUUGAGAACAGAGAAUGGGAGAGCAAAUUGAAGUUGUUGGGAGAUCAUUUGUGGAUCAUUAUUACCAUCUCUUCGACAAUGACCGCCCCUCUCUUGGCUCCCUCUAUCAACCCACCUCAAUGCUAACAUUUGAGGGCCAGAAGUUGCAGGGCGGGGAAGACAUCUGUGCCAAGCUUAACGCCUUGCCAUUUGGGCAAUGCCGCCAUGUGGUUAGCACCGUCGACUCUCAACCAUCAUCCCUUGCUGGCGGGAUCAUCAUCUUUGUGAGUGGCAGCCUUCUAUUGCCAGGAGAAGAGCAUCCGCUCAGGUUUAGCCAGAUGUUUCACUUGAUUCCUACUGCAGAAGGAAGUUUCUUCGUGCAGAAUGACGUUUUUCGCCUCAAUUAUGGCUGAACGCUAACUGGAUUGGUUCUUGACUGAUGAGGAAGAAUUUUUUUUUUCUUUUUACUCCGAAAUAUGGCUGGAUUUCUUGAAUCUAUGAAUAAAUGUAUUUUUGUCUUGCAAAUAUAUGCAACUCAAAACUAAGGUGCCAUUUGAUUCAUCUAUCAUUCAUGGGUGCCUCCCUCUAAAGGAGUGUCUAAGUAGGUAAAAUAUGAUUCUUGUGUCUAAAGAUUAUGAGUUUGAUUCUUGUCAA